GGAAACCUUUUUUUUCUUUCUUUCUUCUGAAACUUUCCUCUGCUGAUCCGCCUCCCGGUCCUCUCAGUCCCUGGCAGGCCGGGGGCCCCUGCACCGUGGCCCUAUAACUCCAUUCUCUAUUUCUGUGCUUCCUUGUGCUGCCAAGCCCCUGACGUAAUGCUCCGCGUUAAUUAUUAGCAUGUGGAAAGCCAUGGCCAGCCCCUCGAUCCCAGGCUCCGAGCGUACGGUGGGGCUGCACCUCGCUCCCUCCCCGGUACCAACAAAUCGCUGAUUGGCUAGACACCACGGGAGUCACCGCCAACCGCACGCUCGACCUUCUGAUUGGUCAUUCGACACUGCGAGGCACAACCCUUCGUACGCUCGGACCCUGGGAUUUAUGCCGCGGCUCUUCUCUGGCGGCCAGAGAGCACCCCGACUGCUGGGAGAGGGAAAGUUAGUCAAGAUGGCAAAUAUCACUAAACCGGAGUAAAGGGGGCACCGCUCCCCGAAACUGUGAUCGAGACCCAUGAUGCUCAUGUUCCCAUAAGCCUCAGGCGGACUCCCUAAAUAAAAAAUGCCAAUGAGAGUGAAACUAUUGUGACAGCGUUUGCUGGAAGAAAGCUGACUUAUCACAAAUCAAUCCUUUGACCAGCGAGCAGACAAAAGCUCAGAUUGCCCAGCCAGGAGUGCACUGGGCGACUCCAGUUGUGACCGCAGAGGAACCCCACCGACCGCCAGCAUCAACAGGAACAAACCUACAGCACCUACCCACGCAACAAACACCGCCUAUAACCUAGGUUAUACCAGACAGAGGGAGGGCUCUCCUGCUGUCCCAGGCGCUAUGGACGGCCACAACGACGGCCGCGUGCUUCACGCUACCUCUCACACGCUGCCACCUUUCCCCAAGUAAGAGCUAAUAACAGGCUGACCGGACCACCUCCAAGCUCCCCCCGACAGGAACUUCAAUCCACGUCCUAGACGCCAGCCCCCUCCCCCCCUGCCUCCCCCAUCCUCUCUAUCCUCCUCCCCCCCUCCCCCCCCCCCACCCACGGGACCAAACCCCUAGCCUAGCCUACACUCCUCGUCCCCGGACCAUGAUGUUUCGCGACCAGGUGGGAGUCCUGGCCAGCUGGUUCAAGGGGUGGAACGAGUGCGAGCAGACGGUGGCUCUGCUGUCCCUGCUGAAGCGCGUGGGCCGGACGCAGGCACGCUUCCUGCAGCUCUGUCUGGAGCACUCCCUGGCCGAGUGCACCGAGCUGCACCAGCUGGAGGGGGCGGCCAACGACCCAGUGGUGAUCAGCCAGUGGCAGAGCGAGCCCAGAGAGCUGGUCAUCUCCCUGGUCCUCACCCACCUGCCGCUGCUCAAGCCGGGCAACACGGAGGCCAAGACCGAGUACAUGCGCCUGCUGCCGCGCAUCCUGGCGCAGACCAUCGAGCACGGGCGCCACCUGGAGGAGUCCCGCCAGCUGCUGUCCUACGCCCUCAUCCACCCGGCCACGUCCCUGGAGGACCGCUCGGCGCUGGCGCUCUGGCUCAACCACCUGGAGGAACGGGCCGCCGCCCGGGGCGACUCCCUGGAGCGGCCCCCGCCUGGCGCGGGGGGGCUGUCCCUCCACCACCAGGCGCACUCCGCCGCCGCCGCCGCCGCCGCCCACCACCAGCACCACGCCCCGCCGCACCAGCACACCACGCCCCCGUCCACGCUGUCGUCGUCGGGCUCGUCGUCCUCGUCCUCCUCGUCCGUCACCAACAACACGGCCUCGCUGUCGUCGUCGCUGGGCAACCUGUACUCCCUGCACCACGCGCAGCAGCGCUACGGCUCCGACGACCGGCUCAACGGCUGGCAGGGGUCCCGGGACUCGGGGCUGGGCGGCUGGCACCAGGGGCAGGGCGGCCAGCCCCAGCAGGGGGGCGGCUGUGAGAACGGACUCCUGUCCCUCUACCCGUCCUCCUCCGUGCCCGCCACCAUCAACACGCUGGGCAUCGGCGGAGGGGGCAGCACCCUGUUGACGGCCGGCAGCGGCGGCGGCCAGCUGCACUCUCCCUUGAAGCGCUCGAUCUCCCUGACUCCUCCCAUGAGCGGCCCCGGCAGCCAAUCCCUAGGCCCCAUCUGGCUGUCCCAAGAGGACCUGCGCGCAACCCGGGGCCCGGCCCUGGACGACCACCACCACCUCCUCCACCACCACCUCCACCUCCACCGCCGCCACCAGGCGCCCCUCUCCCCGCAGAGCAGCAUCGCCUCCUCGGGCAGCGGGGGCAGCGAGACACUGGAGGAGGCCCCCCCCUCCUCCUCCUUCUCCUCCUUCUCCUCCUUCUCCUCCUCGCUGCACCGCGCCUCCUUCCGCAAGGAGGGCAGCGGCGUGAGGGGUGAGUCGUGGAGGGACAGGCCGCCCAGGCAGACGGACGGACGAGGGCCGACCGACGUCCCCGCCUGGCUCAAGAGCCUGCGCCUCCACAAGUACGCCGCUCUCUUCUCCACCAUGACCUACGACGAGAUGAUGUCAUUAACUGAGCAGCAGCUCGAGUCAAAGCAGGUGACCAAAGGAGCCCGCCACAAGAUAGUGAUCAGCAUUCAGAAGCUCAAGGAGAGGCAGAACCUGCUGCGCUGCCUGGAGAAGGACGUCCUGGAGGGGGGUAACCUGCGCGCCCCGCUGCAGGAGCUCCACCAGAUGAUCGGCACGCCCAUCAAGGCCUUCAGCGGCGGCGACGACGGGGACGGGGCCUCGCCACAGCGCCCUCUGCUGGGGCCCGACAGCAAGAGCGUCGCCCCCGGCUCCCACCUGGCCGGAGGGGGCGGGGGCGAGGGCGAGGCCGGGGCCAGCGCCGUCGCCGAGGGAGACCUCCCCAGCCAGUUCACACGCGUCAUGGGCAAAGUUUGCACACAGCUGCUGGUGUCCCGACCGGACGAGGAGAACAUCAGCUCCUACCUGCAGCUGAUCGACAAGUGUGUCAUCCACGAGUCCUUCACCGAGACGCAGAGGAAGAGGUUGUUGUCAUGGAAACAGCAGGUCCAGCGGUUGUUCCGGUCCAUUCCGAGGAAAACCCUCCUCGACCUAGCGGGCUACCGUCAGCAACGGAGCCGUGGUUUCGGCCAGUCCAACUCCCUCCCCACGGCCGGCUGCGUGGGCAGCGCCGUGUCUGUCAGGAGGAGCCUGAGGCAGUUCCAGAUGCCCUCCCGGAGCCUCCCCGGGGCCCGGCUGGGGGCCCUGGGGACCGGGGGCCUCCUGGGGCCCACGCCACGCAGCUCCAGCAGCACGCCCACCGGGCUCAAGCAGGGCCGACAGGGCCUGUGGUUCGCCAACCCGGGGGGCAGCAACAGCAUGCCGAGCCGCAGCCACAGCUCGGUGCAGCGCACCCGCUCCCUGCCCGUGCACACCACCCCGCGCACGCUGGCCAUGUUCCAGCAGGCGGAUCUGCAGUUGUCGGUGAACGAGCCGGACAUCAACAACCGGCUGGAGUCGCUGUGUCUCAGCAUGACCGAGCACGCCUUGGGAGACGGUGCUGACCGCACGUCCACAAUAUGAACAGAGGACCUGAGGGAGAGCAGCCGGACAGCACAGGUGUGUGAGGCUCUCUCACGAAACGUCACCUGGAAGUAACCAAUCUGCUCCGCCCCCCCUCCUCUCCAACCAAUGAGAGAGGGUUCCACCAACGGACAAGAGAGCCAAUCAGCAAUCAGCAGGUCAACGCCAGCGUUCACACAGACGCGUCCCGUCGGUUUGGGAGCGGAGGGGGGGUGGGGGGGGGAGAUUGAAGACGCACACGCUUCCUGCUAUCCCAGCAUGCAUGCUUUCAACCGGCGAUGCCUGAGGAUGGGAGAGAGGCGUGUGAAACAUGUUGCUGGACGAGUAGGUGCAGAGCGCCCUCUGGCAGGCGGCAGGAGGUACUGCACCCCCCGACCCCCGCACCAAACCUAAUGGGCUCAUGUCAGCAGAGUGGAAACACAGGGAUGUGGAUGAGGGAGACUACGGAUCAACAGAGUCCCUGUGACACACUGAUAUCCACCCCUCCCUAACCCCCAUCCCCGACCCCAAAAGGAAAAAAGAAAAGCAGUUUGUAUUUUUUUAAUAUAAUAGGAGUACCUCAUGUAACAGGCAGAACGAGGCAGACACAUUAAACUGACACGGUCUGAGCUUCAGGAUUCCCCCCAAAGUGGGUUUCGGAAUUAUGACUGAGUGCAAACGAGUUCUUGGGAAUGUAUCUCACUCAGUAUUUGGGAGGCUGAUCUAAUUUUUGUAUUUGAUGUACGUACGUAUGUAUUGUUUACAUAAUGAUGCUACUUCAGUGGGGUACAGACGCAUAUGAUUUUCAGGUAGGGAACGUUUGUGUCCGUAAAGCCGCCAUGGCCUUCUUCCAUCGUCGCUUUACGUCCCAACGAGUGGGCAUCACGUUAGUUUACAACCAAUGUGCUUACAUCCUUUAUUUUACGCACCCGUAGCCAUGCGUAGAGCGGGGGCGCGAGUCUUUACAGAGAGAGUGACGGAAGAGGAUGAGUUUGGUGCGAAGGAUGGCGCAACAAGUGUUUGCGACUUAUGAGAACGAAGCGGAAAGUAAAAGACUAGUUGAGAUGAUCGAUGCGGACAUUGGGAAAAGGGAAGUGGAUAUGUGUAAAGGAAUGGAAUCAGAGGCAGGCCCUCCGAUUGGCUCAUGAAGAGAAGGAUAUAGUAAAGUCCCGUCGUGUUGGGGAGUUCAGGGGAGGGGAAGUUGAGUUGGGCAGCGGCCUCAUUACAUAGUGUUGAUAUGUCGUAUAUAUGUUAUUUGAAAUGAUGGCCUUUGUAGGCGCUAUACAAUGAACAUGUAGUUUUUUUUAUAUACAUUUAAAUGGGAGAUCAGCACAGGAGUAUUGUCAACAUAUUUUUUUGUUAACGCGUUAAUUGUAUGGGUGUGUUUCAAGAGAAUGUGCUUCAACAGAUCCUCAGACCAGAGGGGAAUUGUGAUUGACAGGUUGGCAGUAGGCAGGGUUCAAAUGCCCCCCCUUGACAAGAAUGGAUUCAUGUCAUAGACGUUCUAUUUUUUAUUAUGAUCGAUCAAUGAAGGGCCUUGCUCCCAGAGAUUGUGUUCUCGAGUGCCUAACCCCCCCUGCUGGUCAAGUCUCGGACAAGUCGGCGGUGGGAUUCCCAGUUAACCGGCACAUCCAGUCAGCCCCAUGUUGUGUUGUGGUCAUCACAGCCUUCUCCUUUUGUGUUUGUUGUAUUUUCGGGCGGCAAAGAUCACGCCUGCAAGAAUGAUCUGGAAAGGACGCAUCUCAUAUCGCCCAGUUACAGCUCAUCUGAUGUGUGCUGCAGGCCUUCAUAGUUUAUCCCGUGUCUUAAUAUUUAUCCUCUGUGUGCGUUGUGUCCGGUAGCCUUGGUUAAAGGAUAGGUUUAUGUUCAAAUAAGCUGGUGGGUGAAACACUAGCAGGGGGGACGCCCUGCUAGGGGCAAGACCCCCCCAACGUUUCAAGUCCCUUGCGUGUAAACAGGGCUUUGAAACGGGAGCGAUGGAUGAGGUGUUGAUCAUGUUGUCGUUAAUAGUUAUUUUCUAUUUUAGUUUCUUGUAAUUCUUAAGGACUUCUCCUUUUUUUUUUGUAUUCUGCACUUGAUGCUGUGAUACGCGACGCAUUUGCUUAGACAUUGAUGCGGAUUUGUGAGGCUCGAUCUCCUGGGAUGAUGAGGAGGUUGUAGGAGACGUACUGUAGACGGAGCUACUGGCCAAAGCAAACCCCUCCAACCGAGAGUAGCACUGCAGAACUCAAGCACAUUUCAUCAGCAAUGUGAUGGCGCUUUUACUCUUAUACAUUACAGUGGAUUCAGCAUGGGGGGUGUACGGUCAAAUGAUACUGCUGGAUGCCAGGGCUUUCAGACAAGAAGCGCUUUCAGAUUUCAGAUGGGUAUCUUGCCUUACCUUCUCAAACCACCAGGGGUGGGAGUGAGCAGUUUCCACAAAGGCCAGGACAUGGGUUAGCCACAGAGAAUCCUACCAGUGUUGACCACACACAAACACACCCAUUACUUCUCGAAUGGUGGUUCGCUCAAAGGUUAAACCAUUGGUCCAACCCUGGGAGACCCGUGGGGGUGUCACUGAACACACUCACAGUCUCACCGUGUGUGGGCAAUGUACUACUGCUACGACAUAUGUUUUGAACCCAAAAGUGCUCUCAACAUAGGCUCUGGUGUCUGAACUAGGGCAGUGGAUGGCAGUCCACCCGCCAAAGCGUUGUAUACAACUGGCAUGAUUUUCUUUCUCCCGCCCCCCCCCUUUUUUGUACGGGAAGUGGAUUGACCCAUUUGCUUUGAUACAGUGCGUAACUAUUUUUGUAUUAGUAAGCUCCUCGAUUAUAGGGGUUACGUUUGUUUUUCGGGACAUUGUAUCCAAAGUCUUCCAGUGUCAAAACUCGAUUCAAACAAUUAUUUAUUCUUUUUUUUUUCAGACCUUUCACAAAGGUUAUUCUUGUACUCAUGUGGGUGUAUCAUUAUUUAAAGUACCAUAUGUAUUAACAUGUUAUGGCUGGUGACCAUACGUACAUCUCAUAUUAACAAUAGUUUUCUUUAAUUUACCUUUUUAUUUUCGUUCGCGUUAAAAAGAAAAUUCGGGGUGUAUAAUCUCAUAUUGUUAUCUACCAGUGUCAUGUUAAAGUUGUUUUUCUCAGUAUGUUUAAAACUUAUUUCUAAAAGCAUACCGCACGGUGACCCCUGGGGAAAUCCCAAAGCUGUGAGGGCAGUGUGCCCUUGAGCAAUGCUCUUUGGUCACUUCAGAUUACCCUAACGUAAAGGCUUUGGUAAGCAAAGGAGGGCUCAACAAUGCCCUCUGUCGGCCGCUGAGGUGAACUGCACCUCCUGCAGUCCCACCUGAUGGGCGACACCAGUUACGGUAGUUUCAGCGUUAUCUGCCCGGCGGUAUCUCCAUGCCAAAGGCAGGGUUGGGCCUUUACAUAGAUGAUGAUGCGGUGUGAUGUGUUGAGAAACGUUGCAGGGUAGUUACGUUGAAUCAGUGAUUUUUUUGUUGUUGUUCAAAAUUGGAUUAUUACGCAACGCACGCAAGAAAAACAACAACUAAAUUGCUUCUUCUUUCUUUCUGGGUUUGGCUUGAUUUGUGUUUUUUGUGUGGAUAUCCAUCUGUUACCGAGUCCCCAGAGGGCUUCUGACGGUUACCAGUUAACGCCUUGCUAUUCCCAAAAAUAAGUGUAUUUAAUGUAGCGUUAAUUGAGACACGAAUAUGGUUUCGUUUUUUUAGUUUUGUUUCUGUCAGAUUCUAUGAUUGCCUGUUGGUUACCUGGACUCGUUAGCAAAACGUCAACCAAUUCUGUAACAACGUUUUACUGCUCGACUGUGCCCCUAGUUCGGUUUUAUUUUCAUAUCAAAGAGCCGUUGUCCUGUAUUGACUGCAGGCUGACGUAUAUAUUUGACAAAAAGUAUUGUAUGUUUAAUUAUAUAAUAUUAAAAAGACAAUAACAAAGGGCAAAAAACGUCAAAAACGUCAAAAAAAUAAAAAAUUAAGGCAGAAAAAAAUAUUUAUAUAUUAAAAAAAACUGCAUGCACAGAGGCUGGGAGAUCCUAUUUAGAAUAACAAAUGGCAGUGCCUUUUUUUUGUACUCAAGAUAUUUAGUCCCAAGUGUAAAAGAAAAAAA
Messenger RNA from Gadus morhua (Atlantic cod), 7585 nucleotides. RefSeq names its product sterile alpha motif domain containing 4A (gene samd4a). Gene Ontology annotation, molecular function: mRNA binding; protein binding; translation repressor activity. The record is from RefSeq and is a predicted model, not a curated record. The coding region runs from base 1074 to 3503 and encodes 809 amino acids. Gene Ontology annotation, biological process: nuclear-transcribed mRNA poly(A) tail shortening; regulation of mRNA stability; negative regulation of translation. Gene Ontology annotation, cellular component: P-body. The transcript has 13 exons. Lineage: Eukaryota; Metazoa; Chordata; Actinopteri; Gadiformes; Gadidae.